UAUCUAAGGAUUAAAAAUUUAGGAUUAAGUGAUGAAGCAAAUUACAAAUGUGAAGUAACUUAUCAUCAUUCAACAUCAACAAUUAACCAUCAUCACAAUAAUAAUAACAUGAUCAACAACAAUCAUGAUAAUAUUAAUGGUAAAUUGUUAUCGUCAUCAUCAAUGCCAUCAACUGAUUGUCCAACUACAACAUACUCCAAAUUAUUUACAUUAGGAUCAACUGAUCAUCUUCGUCCACCCCGAAUAACUGAACAUCCCUCUGAUACCGUUGUGGGUCGAAAUGAACCAACCAAAUUAGAUUGUCGAGCUGAAGGUAAUCCUAAUCCAACAAUCGAAUGGUACAAAGACGGUAAAAAGAUUGGUAAACAUCAUAAUCGAAUGGUCCUACCUACAGGGUCUUUUUUCCUCCAUGUUAUUCACAAUAAAAAGGAUCCAGAUACUGGAACCUAUUGGUGUGUGGCUCGUAAUGAGAUCGGUAAAGCAACAAGUCGAAAUGCGACCUUAAACUAUGCAUGUAAGUUUCGAUAACUUUUCCAUUUUCUAAAUAAUAUAACAUGAGAAAUAUUCUGAUUCUAAACUGAACUUUUUCCACUCUUAUCAACACAUGAACUAAAUCUAAUUAAAUGAUUAGUUUAUCUCUUAA
This is a messenger RNA of Panonychus citri (citrus red mite), 643 nucleotides long. RefSeq names its product roundabout homolog 2-like. NCBI's taxonomy places the organism in Eukaryota, Metazoa, Arthropoda, Arachnida, Trombidiformes, Tetranychidae. The record is from RefSeq and is a predicted model, not a curated record. Gene Ontology annotation, molecular function: axon guidance receptor activity. Gene Ontology annotation, cellular component: neuronal cell body; plasma membrane; axon. Gene Ontology annotation, biological process: homophilic cell-cell adhesion; synapse organization.